ACAACCUGGAAAUCCUGUUGUUCUGACUGCAGGUGUAAUUAACUCACACGGGCAGUCCGGAGAUGUCUUCAGUCGUCGCAUGCAUCUGACUCUUCUGGACAACGGGUGCUGUCUCUUGGUGUGGCGCAGUGUCUUCUGGAUUUGACUAGUCAGUAAUGGCAGGUAAACGCUGCUGUCCCUGUGGAUCCAGUAUAGAAGAGCCCAAACCAGUUCCUCUGUCUACCACAGCACCAGCUCUGGCCCCAGCUGACCGGCUAUGGAGCACCAGCAGAGACAAGGCAGUCCAGCUGAGGAUGGAGGGCUCAGGCCCGGCCUCGGAAACUCCAAUGACCAUCCAUCAGAUGUUCCUGGAGACGGUGCAACAGUAUGAACACUUUCCAGCCUUGGCUUACAAGAAAGACGGCCGGUGGGUGACUGUGACAUGGAGGCAAUACUAUGAUCAGUGCCGGGCAGCUGCUAAAAGUUUCCUCAAGUUGGGGCUGGAGCGUUACCAUGGCGUGGGGAUUCUGGGAUUCAACUCCCCCGAGUGGUUCAUCGCAGACAUCGGCAGCAUCCUCGCCGGUGGUCUAGGAACUGGAAUUUACACGACCAACUCUCCUGAAGCUUGUCAGUAUGUGGCCGCCAACUGUGAGGCCAACGUCUUGGUUGUGGAGAACCAGAAACAGCUCGACAAAAUCCUGCAGGUUAAAGAUCAUCUACCUCAUCUGAAAGCCAUUGUCCAGUAUAAAGGGGAGCUGCAGCAGAAAGAACCUUUCCUGUAUACAUGGGCAGAGUUCAUGAAGCUGGGAGAGGACGUGCCUGAGGAGCAGCUGGAUAAAAUGAUCGACAGCCUUCGGGCCAACGAGUGCUGUACUCUCAUCUAUACGUCUGGAACCACCGGCAACCCCAAAGGAGUCAUGCUGAGCCAUGACAAUGUGACAUGGACAGUCCGCAUGGCUCUAUCCAUUGUGAAUCUUAAACCUGCCGAGGAGGUGGUGGUCAGUUACCUGCCACUCAGCCACGCAGCGGCCCAGAUGUUCGACAUGUGGAUGUGUAUUUGUUAUGCCGUGACGACCUACUUUGCAGAGCCAGAUGCCCUCAAGGGCUCCUUAGGGACCACACUGAAAGAGGCGCGUCCGACAUGUUUCCUCGGGGUUCCUCGUGUUUGGGAGAAGAUGCAGGAGAAGAUGAGAGCUGUUGGUCUCAAGGCAUCCCCAAUGAAGAAGAGCGUGGCGGACUGGGCCAAGUCCAUUGGUCUGCAGUACAACUACAGCAAAAUGAACAAGGAAAAUCAGGUGCCAUGGGGCUUCACGAUGGCUAAUAAUAUGGUCUUUAAGAAGGUGCGUGCUGCGCUGGGCUUGGACCGCUGCAAGAUCCUCUUCACAGGCGCUGCCCCCAUCACCAAAGAAACUCUGGAGUACUUCAUGAGCCUGAACAUGCCUGUGAUGGAGAUAUAUGGCAUGAGCGAAAGCUCCGGUCCACACACCGUCUCCAGUAACGAGGAAUACCGCAUCACAAGCUGUGGGAAGGUGAUGCCAGGUUGCAAGACAAAACUGGACAACCCGGAUAAGGACGGGAAUGGAGAGAUAUGUUUCUGGGGUCGACACGUCUUCAUGGGUUACCUGAACAUGCCCGAUAAAACAGCAGAGGCUCUUGACCAGGAUGGCUGGCUGCACUCUGGAGAUCUGGGAAAACACGACCAGCACGACUUCCUGUACAUCACAGGAAGGAUCAAGGAGCUGAUCAUCACCGCCGGUGGAGAGAACAUCCCUCCUGUGCCCAUCGAGGACGCACUGAAGGCCGAGGUGCCCAUCAUCAGCAACGCCAUGCUGCUGGGAGACAAGCUCAAGUUCCUCUCCAUGCUGCUCACUCUCAAAUGUGUCGUGGACGACAACGGCGAGCCCACAGACGAGCUGAGCCCCGAGGCUUUGGCCUUCUGCCAGCAGCGCGGCGUCAAAUCGACCAAAGUGUCAGAGAUCAUAGCCAAUAAGGAGCCAGCUAUCUACACGGCCAUUCAGGAGGGCUUGGAGCGCGUCAACGCCAGAGCAACGUCCAACGCCCAGAGGGUCCAGAAGUGGAUCAUACUGGAGCGAGACUUCUCUAUUGGAGGAGGAGAACUGGGACCCACCAUGAAACUGAGGAGGCCCAUUGUUGUAAAGAUGUACCAGGGGAAAAUAAAUGACAUCUACGCAGCGACGAAACAGUAGACUGAACUGCACGGAGAGAAGAUACUACUGAGGAGAGAAACGUACGCCGACGACGUCAAGCUGGGAAUUAUAUACACCUCUUUUCACCUGAAUGAUAAAGACCAAGUCAUGAUUAAGAUCAGAGUGUAGCGCAACCGAGACGAGACCAAGACUUUGGGGUGUUGAGACAAAGGCAAUAGCAAGACCGAGGCAGGACAUGCUAAUGCUAAUAUGUCAAAGAAGCAAACCAUAGUCAUGCCUCGAACUGAAAUAUACAGGAUUCCUGUUUAUUCACCUCUUUUGUUACCAUAUACAGGAUAUAUGUACCGGUAUGUAUAAGUAUCCUGAUUGCAUACCGUGGGUGAAUUUUAUGUGUGCGAGUUUUCCUUUGAAUCUAUUAGCAAAUACAAACAAGCACCAAGCUAAAAUCAACUUUAGCAUGUUUUUUCAACACCCCUUUAAUCAUGUUUUACUGUAAACCUAACAUGGUGCAACUUUCUGUGCGUGCAUCAGGCUAGGUAACUGUUGUCUUUGAAUAGAAGCCAUGAGUGUGUACAGUGUAGAGCAAACAUAUUAUUCAACACAGUGAUAUUCCAUCCAGUCCCAAUGUAGCUGAUUCAGAGUCAGAGACGAGACUGACAACUUCAAAAAGAGUUCUUGAAACCAAUCCCGAGUACUUUAACACUACUUUUAUUAUGUCAUGUACAUAUGGCUUUACAGCUGCUGUGCGCCUUUUGUACGUAAAACAUUACAAAUCAGAGCCAAUUAUUGGCAUUUACAGUGAGGCAUCAUGUUCAGUAGCUCACUGGAAACAAUUAUGUUAAAUGGACUUAUAUUCCAUUUAUCCAACUGACCGCUCGAAGCACUUUACAACAGACGUCACAUUCACAUACUAAUGCCUGAGGCUGCCAUGCAGGGUCGGACCUGCUCAUCAGGUCUUGCUAAAGGAUUCUUUGACAUGCAGCUGGUGGAGCCGGGAAAUUGAUCCACCGACCUUCUGAUUACUGAUAGACCCCCUCUAUCCCCUGAGAUGCAGGGGACUAGUUUGACCAUUUUUGAAACUCAAACAUAUUUUAUUUUUAAUUGUUUGUAUUUAAAGAUUUUACAGCAUUAAUUGCCAGUUUCCUGUCUCAUAUUGUGUACACAAGAUAAUCCUCACCUGGCAGAGCUGCAGAAUAAGUAUUUUUAUAAUGUGAUAUGACUAUUGAUGGCCUGAACUUCUCCAAUCACAAGUGUGUGCAAAUGACGAAGCUCACAUUCUACUUUGUUCUAGUCCAUGUACAGUUUGACAAAUAAUGACAUUUUUAUUUUGUGAUAGAUGUUCCAUGAUUGUCAAUAAUAAAAAAAAAUUGUGAUGUGGGUAAAUUGACCAAACUGAGGUCAUAAAGUAGUGAAUUUUUCACAAUUUUGAGGACACACUGUAUUGAACUUGUGUUUCAGUCUUCGGUGUCGGAGAUCACAGCCAUGAAUGAAAAACUGGAGCUUGCAGAUCAACAGGUUUACACGAUCGGAUGGAUCUGUGCAUGGGGAAACCCAACGAGUGGAGAACAAUGCAAACAUUAAGGACCCCAAUGUAUUUAUCAGACUGUCUGGACAAAACACAAAAUGUACUCCCAAUGAAGAUAAACUUGACUUUAACAUUGUUUUUUUUAGUCAAGGGCUGUGAAUGGGAGAGAAACCUUGAUGUUUUCCCCCACGUCGAUGCCUUAUUCAGAUGGCGUAUGAGUAUUAUCAAGGACUUUUAUGACAAUUAUAAAGAUAAUCAGUCCCAUGUGGCUAAAUUUCUUUACGCAGACCAGAGCAGGGAGAUCAAAGUUUAGUGGACAUUAAUCCAGAUUAAUGCAGAUGGUGCCGACAUACUGAGCAGUCAUCAGUCGAGCAGAAGCGUCUGUUCAUUCCAUGUACAGAAUCAGAGGUCACAACUGGACAUUAUCUGUAUGAAAUCCCUUAAAUUCCCAUUUAUAUAAGAGCUGUACAAAAGCUAGUCCCACUGCUGUGCUGACACACUCAGAAAUUAAUCCAUCAGCCUUUUUGUAAAAAUUCACAAAUAUUCAAACGUAUGUAAAGGAUUGUCUCAGGAGCCCACCUUCAUAUGGCGACAGUGGCUCAGAAGGUUGAGCGGGCCAUCCGCCAGUUGGAGGGUUGGCGGUCCGACCCUCAGACACCCUGCUGCACGAUGAGGUAUCAUUAAGGGAGACACUGAACCCGAAACUGCUACUGAUUAGUCUUUGCCGUCAGUG
Acanthopagrus latus (yellowfin seabream) is the source of this 4405-nucleotide messenger RNA. Its product is annotated as long-chain-fatty-acid--CoA ligase ACSBG2-like. The record is from RefSeq and is a predicted model, not a curated record. The transcript is spliced from 12 exons. Gene Ontology annotation, cellular component: endoplasmic reticulum; membrane. Gene Ontology annotation, molecular function: long-chain fatty acid-CoA ligase activity. Bases 156 to 2186 code for a protein of 676 amino acids. NCBI's taxonomy places the organism in Eukaryota, Metazoa, Chordata, Actinopteri, Spariformes, Sparidae.